This is a messenger RNA of Dunckerocampus dactyliophorus (ringed pipefish), 1221 nucleotides long. It is a transcript of the gene tcap, whose product is annotated as titin-cap (telethonin). The record is from RefSeq and is a predicted model, not a curated record. NCBI's taxonomy places the organism in Eukaryota, Metazoa, Chordata, Actinopteri, Syngnathiformes, Syngnathidae. Gene Ontology annotation, molecular function: titin binding; protein-macromolecule adaptor activity; titin Z domain binding. Gene Ontology annotation, biological process: skeletal muscle thin filament assembly; sarcomerogenesis; skeletal muscle myosin thick filament assembly. Gene Ontology annotation, cellular component: Z disc. The transcript has 2 exons. Bases 133 to 672 code for a protein of 179 amino acids.
GACUCAAACCCUGACACCCACCAGGACACACAGAGAGAGAGAGACAGAGGCCAGCUGGACCAUCGCCAUCCUUCUCAACCUCACAAGUGAGCUUAAAGGUCCUUCAGAGGAGAUCCGAGGACAAAGAAGACUAUGCCGGUGUGUACCAUGAUCGAGAAAUGCAACGGCGUGGUGGCGGGAGCUGAGCUGUCCUGCAGCGUCCGGGAGGAGAACAAGGCUCAGAGGGAGAGCUACUGUGCUGACUGGAGGAGCAUCAGCCUCAAGACUCAACCUGAGGAAAGGAAGACAAUGGACAUGAAGGACGCGUCCCGUAAGGAGACGCUCUCCCGCCAGUGGAAGGCCUCCCCUCUCACCCAGUCCUGCCCCUCCGGUGUCCUGCGGGUGGGCACCGUGGAGCGAGGGGUGAGGGAGCACCAGCUGCUUCCAAAGAGAAACACCCUCCCCUUGCCGAUCUUCACCCCGGCCGAGCUUGGGGUCCGCCUGGGGCGCGGCGGCCCGCACGCCCCCGAGGACCUGCAGCCUUUCGCGACCACGGAUGGUAUGUGUCUCAGCAAGAGGAGCGUGGACGAGAUCACUCGAGACCUGCCGCCCGUCAAACCCACCCUCAUGGAGUUCACCAAGGCACCCAAAGCUCUGGGGCGCUCCAUGUCACAGGAGGCCCAGAGAGGGUGAAACAAAAAUGGAUGAUGGGGGGGAGGGGAUGCUGGAAAAGGAUGACAAGGAGCAGAAAGAAUGUGCAUGCACUUGUGACAUCCUAAACCCUCUCUUGUGUAGAUUUAUAGCACUGUCUUGGCCAGCACUGCAUCACGUCGUCAACAUGCGGUGGUCCGGCGAAUGGUUGUGUGUAUGUGUGUGUUGUCAGCUGUUCUUUGUCAUGGUGCAGCUGAUCCACACUGCAUGGAAGGCAAUGAAAGUGCUCCUGUAGACUGCAAUACAGUGGUCGCUGCAAUGGAAACAUGAGGUGGUAUUGUGACAUGGGUGGGAAGACGAAGGGCUUCCGGACAUGCAAGUGUACAUUCAGUAGUUGUGUGCGUGUGUGUGCGUGUGUCUGAACACUCGAGCACUCAAGAGAACACUUAACAUCUGCGGCAUUUAGCAUUGUUUCUGUCUAAGUGGACUCCUCGGGUGUUCGAUAGAUUAGUUGAGAGUAACUGUUUAACUGUUUUUUUGUUUCCCAGAGUUGUAUUUAAUUUCUUAAUAAAAAUCAGAGCUGCUAUUGAA